CCAUAUGCCAAUCUUGUUCAAAGCUCUAAUUCAGCUAUGGAGCUUUGCAUAAGGUCAAGAUUGCUUCUGAAUUGGAACCAAAAACAAAACCUUCAAUUGCUUGGAAAAAGACCUCUUUUUUCUGUUACUCUUAGAACCCAAUUUUUAGAAUUCAAGAAUAAUAAGAAUUUGGUCUGCAUUCAAAAAGUUCCAUCAAUUUCCCGCCAAACCCAUAGACAAGCAUUUGUUGUUUGCGCUCGUAAAUCUGCAGCAGCAUCAGAUUCUUCUGUAGCUGUUGGACCUGAAAAAGAUAAGCUACCAGCUGACAUUAAAGUCAUUGAGAGCCAAGAGCCCAAUUCAACAUUAAGGUUGACCGUAGAAGUUCCUCCUGCUGUUUGUGAUGAUUGUUACAAAAGGGUCAUGAAUGAGUUCAUGAAGCAAGCUAAGAUCCCCGGAUUUCGUCCUGGAAAGAAUGUUCCAGAGAGUAUUCUUAUGAGUUAUGUUGGCAAGGAAAAUGUUCAGAAGGCGACAGUUGAGUCUGUUUUGAAGAGGACCCUUCCACAUGCGAUGUCUUCGGUGACUGGAAGGGCUCUGAAAGACUCAGUUCGCAUUGCAACGAAAUUCUCCGACAUGGAGAAGGACUAUUCUUCUCUCAACUCUCUCAGAUAUGAUGUUAUUGUAGAUGUGGCACCUGAAGUCAAAUGGAUGUCGGAGAAUGCAUACAAAAAUUUGAAGAUUGUUGUUGAAAUAGACAGUGAUAUUGAUGCGCUGAGAGCUUCUGAAAAAGAAUUAAGACACCGUCAAAAAUCCCUUGGUGCACUGAAAAUUGUAACUGACAGAGGACUGCAGAUUGGCGAUGUUGCAGUGAUUGAUAUUUCGGCAACAAAAACUGAUGAAGAUAAAUCAAAAGUUCAGAAUAUUCCAGAUGCAGAGAGUAAAGGUUUUCAUUUCGAUACAGAAGAUGGUGAUAAAGUACUACCUGGUUUCCUUGAUUCAAUAAUUGGAAUUCAACGAGGUGAAACAAAGUCCUUCCCACUUGUUUUUCCUGAAUCAUGGAAUCAGGAAAGUCUCCGUGGUGUUCAUGCCCAAUUUACCGUUGAGUGCAAGGAAUUAUUUUAUAGAGAUGUGCCAGAACUGGACGACUCCCUUGCUGACAAACUUGUUCCUGGAUGCACCACCUUACAGGAGGUCAAGGAAUCGUUGUUGCAGAGAUGCUUAGAAGUGGAGAGAUCAGCAAAAGACCAAGCAACUGAUAAUGCAAUUCUUGACCAGCUUUGCAAGAUGGUGGAGGUUGAUAUUCCUAAAUCCUUGUUUGAGGAACAAGGUAGACAGCUUUAUGGAGCCAGACUUCUCCAAAUCCAGGCAAAUAUGAGACUAAAUGAGCAGCAGUUGGCUUCUUUAUCUAGUCCAAAGGCAGUUAAUGAGUUCCUAGAGAACCAAAAGGAGAACAUAACGAAGGUGAUAAAACAGAAUCUGGCGGUUGGAGAUAUAUUUAAACAUGAAAAUUUGCAGUUUUCAACAGAGGAGCUUGUCAAAGAAGUUGAGAACUCAAUCGCUGAAUUCAAACGCCACAAACAAGAAUACAAUGAGGAGAGUGUGAGGGAUCAGGUACAAGAGAUACUAGAGGGAGCAAAGGUGCUUGAAUGGCUGAGAGAGCACGCAGAGAUUCAAUACGUAACCAGGUGAGAGAUGAGUCAGUACUCCGUAAGCAUUGGAAAAGGGUCAUGUCAUGUACAAAACCAGAAAUUAUAGAGGUGCUAGUAGUAGUGGCUCAAAGUUUUGUCUCCUCUGCAAUAAAUAUCUCAUAAGAUAGAACCUUUUUAAUAAUAGCACUGUUAAGAAUGAAUGUAGACUUGCAGUUUCAUAAUACCGAAUGUGAACUUAGUGUUGGUGUGGAAAA
This is a messenger RNA of Ricinus communis (castor bean), 1879 nucleotides long. Its product is annotated as trigger factor-like protein TIG, Chloroplastic. The transcript has 13 exons. Lineage: Eukaryota; Viridiplantae; Streptophyta; Magnoliopsida; Malpighiales; Euphorbiaceae. Gene Ontology annotation, molecular function: peptidyl-prolyl cis-trans isomerase activity; ribosome binding; protein folding chaperone. The record is from RefSeq and is a predicted model, not a curated record. Bases 37 to 1665 code for a protein of 542 amino acids. Gene Ontology annotation, biological process: 'de novo' cotranslational protein folding; protein unfolding; protein transport.